Messenger RNA from Beta vulgaris subsp. vulgaris (sugar beet), 862 nucleotides. RefSeq names its product auxin-binding protein ABP19b. The transcript has a single exon. Gene Ontology annotation, cellular component: cell wall. Gene Ontology annotation, molecular function: manganese ion binding. The record is from RefSeq and is a predicted model, not a curated record. Lineage: Eukaryota; Viridiplantae; Streptophyta; Magnoliopsida; Caryophyllales; Amaranthaceae. The coding region runs from base 90 to 716 and encodes 208 amino acids.
UUAAGAGAUACAAGCUAAGUAAUCUUUUCAAAAACCGAAAGCUAACUCCUACAUCCACCAUCCUCACCACUCAUCUCUAGCUAACGAAAAUGAACAAUCUACUUGUUUUCUUCAUCUUCUCCCUCUUAGCCAUUCUCUCUCAUGCCAUUGAGCUCGACUUUUGUGUUGGAGAUCUUAGUCUGCCUAGGGGACCACAAGGCUAUGCUUGCAAAAAUCCUGCUACAGUUACAACAGAUGAUUUUGUUUACACUGGUUUUCGUGGUGAAAAAGCUACCACAAAUAUUUUUCGAAAUAAUGUGACCCUAGCAUCUGCUAAUGCAUACCCAGCAUUAAAUGGCUUGGGUAUCUCCAUGGGAAGGUUAGAAUUUGGUGUAGGAGGAGUUAUCCCGCUACACUCACAUCGUACAUCUGAAGUUAUUAUCGUGAUAAGCGGUACAAUCAUUGCAGGUUUUAUUGACACGAACAAUAGAGCAUAUUACAAGAGGUUAGAGGUUGGUGAUGUCAUGAUCUUCCCACAAGCCAUGCUUCAUUUUCAGGUUAAUGUUGGUAGAACUUCGGCUACUGCAUUUGUUAGUUUAAACGGCGCUAACCCAGGAUUUCAACUCACUACUCCCUCCUUGUUUGCUGGUAACUUGCCUGCUCAAAUUGCUGAACAAAUCACACUCUUAAGCCAUGAUGAAGUAAUGCGAUUGAAGAGAGCCUUCGGCACAGCUUAAUAUGAAUGUGCUGUAUUAUUCUUUGAUUUAUUCCACAUUGCAUGAUUUUUUUCUUUAAUUUUAAGCAUGAUGUAUUCAGAAUCCAAUGAAUUUGAAACAUUUUAAUAAACAAUGCUCCUUUGAAUUACUCUUGGAGCUUUUCUAAA